CCCGAGCCGGGGCCGCGACGGGAAUACGCCGGACGCUCCCCAGGCUCGAGGAGACGAGUCUCGUCCCUGCCGACUCGCUGGACCUUCCUGCGAGCCCCGACAUCAGACUUGUCAGUGUGAUGGGUCUCGGAGGGGAGCCCAGCGUCGCCUCCCCGUUUGCGGGCAUCGGGAGCGCCCAUUCAGCGCAGGGCAGUUGAAUCCCGCUCGCGGCGGAGCAAGGAACCGGGACGAGAUUUAUUACUUCAUUCCUAGAGCGUCGCUUCCACCUGCGAGCGAGUUUGAGCAGCCGGCUCUGGAUUUUAUAUUUGCUUCUCUACAAACCAAGCUACCUUUACUGAAGUUCCCAAAGAUGUGACUGUUAGGGAGGGAGAUGAUAUUGAGAUGCCUUGUGCUUUCCGAGCCAGCGGAUCCACCUCUUACUCCUUGGAAAUCCAGUGGUGGUACCUUAAAGAACCAGCCAGAGAGCUUGCACACGAAUUAGCCAUCAGUGUCCCCGGCAGCAGGAGCAAGGUAACAAAUAAGGAUGCAACCAAAAUCAGUACGGUCCGCGUCCAGGGUAACGACAUCUCGCACCGGCUGCGGCUCUCGGGCGUGCGGCGGCAGGACGAGGGCGUCUACCAGUGCCGCGUGGCGGACUACAGCGACGACGAGACGCAGGAGCACAAGGCCCAGGCGCUGCUGCGCGUCCUCUCGCGCUUCGCGCCGCCCGACGUGCAGGCGGCCGAGGCGGUCUCGCACAUCCAGAGCGGCGUGGCUCCGCGCCGCCACGCUCCGGCCGCACGGCCCACGCCACCGCCGGGUCCCGGCAAGCGCCUGCAGCCGCCGCCGCCGCCCCUGACCGAGGGGGAUACUUCCGCCGCCACUGCCACUGCCUCGGCUGCCGCCGCCUCCUCGGCCUCGCCACCGCCUGGGCAGGCCGCCAUCCUCCGCCAGCAGCACGGGUCAGGUACAGGACCUAUUUAUUCUACAGACCCACUCCUAUAUAUGUCCCUGUUAAUACUGCAUAAGCUUGUACAUUUAUUAGUAAACCACUGACAGACUGCUGCCUCCACUCCUCAGCCAAACAGAAAGGAACCUAUUUAAAAACAGAACAAAUCCCUGACAAAAAAAAAUUACCUACAGUUUUAAAGAUGGACAGAAAGAGACUGAAGCAGCAUGACAAAUUCUACAUGGGGGGAAAAACAUAUUUUUGGGGAUGCCACAGAAAGUAAACCACAUAGAGUCUGGAAACUAGAUGCAUUAUUCUAUGGUGUAAAGCCCUGCUCUGUGCAUGGCACUUCUAAUUUCUCUAUUUUAAUGUGAGUUUUGUUUUCUUUUCUAAACCUUUCCUCUGACUCUUCAUUUUGCACGAACUGUUGAGCAGUUAUCUUUAUGACAAUAUGUAAAGAUGUUGGGUCAAAGCCCUUCCUAAGAAAGGAAAUAUUUUUAGUAGAUUAUUGUGUUUAGGUUUUUUUGGAUUUCCUUUUCUUUUUUUAAUUAAAUUAUUUCUUUUGGAGACAUUUUAAUUAAGAAGGUACAUCUUACCAUGAUUAAUAUUCACUGUCAAUAAUAUUUAUUUUUAAAUGAAGGUUGGAAACAAGGUAAGACAUUUGUUUAUAAACUGUAUUGUAUAUUGCUGAAUAACAGUUGAAUAAAAAGAUUUUGAAAUAAAGUUUUUACAGAUGUGUGUGCCUGUCCCUGUCUCCUGCAACUGCCUGAGAAGGCUGCAUGCUGUGUACAUUCCCUGCCUUGUCACAGCACAGAGAACUGAGGCAAGGUGUGUCACAAAUUGAAUACAACUGA
Molecule: messenger RNA, 1782 nt
Organism: Dryobates pubescens (Downy woodpecker)
Lineage: Eukaryota; Metazoa; Chordata; Aves; Piciformes; Picidae
Gene: VSTM2B
Product: V-set and transmembrane domain containing 2B
Exons: 5
Coding region: 382-1035 (217 amino acids)
Source: RefSeq, a predicted model, not a curated record